AUGAAAGAUAAGACACAAGGCAUCUUACUUAUAAUUGCAGGUACUAUUAUGCACCUAUACCUCGGCUGCUUCUUCCUAUGGGGUAAUAUAGCUGUGUACGUUACCUCGUAUCUACAUAAGCACAAUGAGAGCAUCACAUUGGAUGAUACUAGUGUAAUUUUCCCUGUACAAAUGGUUGCAUCUGCACUGUUUACACCGAUCGCACCAUUUGCAAUGAAGAAGUUGCCUCCGUGGCUCUGAUGUAUCCUUGGAGCAGUAAUAGCGAUCGGAAGUUGCUUCGUGUCCUCCUUCACAAGUAGUUUGAUACUUUUCACUAUCCUUUAUGGAUUCUGAUUCGGACUAGGUAUCGGGCCUGCAUAUAUGUGUCCGAUAAUAGCAGGAUGGGAGUAUUUCCCUAAUAGAAAGGGCAUGGUCAAUGGAAUAAUUGUGGCAGGAUUCGGAUUUGGCUCUUUCAUAUUUUCCUUCAUCUCAGUAGCCAUUGUCAAUCCUGGAAAUGAAGCUCCGACCUUAGAGGUAACUGGAGGGAAGAUCUUUUCUGGAGAUAAUCCGAUAUCUGAAAGAGCACCUUUGAUGAUAAGAGUGAACGCACUACUUUGGGCAGUUUUAUGCAUAAUCAGUAUUCCAUUCAUUCGAAGAAAGAAGCAACGUAAGAUCACUGUUCAGGAUGUUGAGAGUAAGCGUAAGUUGCUUAUCAACACAAUCGAGUCUAGUGAGAACGGAGACGCACUUUCAGCUCCUUCAAUGGAGAAAGUAUCUGUUGAGGCUAUCUAUAAAACCAGGUUGAGAGAAGCAUUAAUUAGCUGGAAGUCAUUACACAUUUGAAUGAUUAUGUUUGCUUCCUCAUUGUAUCCUUACUACUUGGCUUCAAAUUUCAAGUCGUUUGGAAUGCAGGAGAUUGAUAAUGACCACUUUAUUACCAUUGUAGGUGCUAUUGGAGCAAUAUCUAAUGGAGCAUCUCGUCUUGGAUGGGCAGUCUUAAGCGACUAUUUUGGAUUCAAAUAAAGUCUAUCUUUGAUUAGUGAUUCUUCAAAUAAUUAAUGCUUUCACUUUAACACAAGUGGCAUGCUACUCUAUGUUGUACCUCGUUUGGAUCGCUGUAGCUUUUGCCUGUCUAGGAGGCCAUUUCGCUCUAUUCGCUCCAUUAUCAGCCAAAGUGUUUGGAGGAAGCAUUGGAAGCACUGUAUAUACUUUUCUCUUUGCUUCAUUUGCUGUCUCAUCUAUAGUAACGUUCAUUCUCACAAAACAGACAGGGUCAGGAAACAUUUCACGUGAUAUACUAUUUUACAUCUUGGGUGGCUCUUCAGUGGUGGCUUUUCUACUUGCCCUACUAUUCAGUGAGACCCUAUUCAUUCCUUCUAAGGUUAAAAUGAUCAGCAAAUCCCAAAACCACAGCUCUCGAUGCUAGAAGAUUUUGAUGAGUAAAU
Molecule: messenger RNA, 1424 nt
Organism: Moneuplotes crassus
Lineage: Eukaryota; Ciliophora; Spirotrichea; Euplotida; Euplotidae
Source: the annotation of a GenBank genome assembly